Messenger RNA from Vanderwaltozyma polyspora DSM 70294, 1029 nucleotides. It is a transcript of the gene TMA46, whose product is annotated as translation machinery-associated protein TMA46. Gene Ontology annotation, molecular function: mRNA binding; metal ion binding. The record is from RefSeq and is a predicted model, not a curated record. NCBI's taxonomy places the organism in Eukaryota, Fungi, Ascomycota, Saccharomycetes, Saccharomycetales, Saccharomycetaceae. Bases 1 to 1029 code for a protein of 342 amino acids. Gene Ontology annotation, cellular component: cytosol. Gene Ontology annotation, biological process: cytoplasmic translation. The transcript has a single exon.
AUGCCACCAAAGAAGAACCAGAAACAGCAACCUGCUAAGAAGAAGGACAAUGUCGAUAAGACAUUUGGUAUGAAGAACAAGAAUAGAUCCACUAAGGUGCAGAGAUUUAUAAAGCAAGUUCAAUCACAAUCUGACCCUCUAAAGGAUACAUUGAAGAUGCAAAAAUUAGAAGAGAAGAAGAUGAAGGAAGCUAUGGAAGCUGAAAGAAGAGCAUUGUUCAAUCCUGUUGUUGAACAAAGGGUUCGUGCAGGUGUUGAUCCAAAAACUAUCGUUUGUGCUUUGUUUAAGUUGGGUAACUGUAACAAAGGUGUUAAAUGUAAGUUUUCCCACGAUCUGAGUGUUGGAAGAAGAGUUGAAAAGAAAGAUUUAUAUCAAGAUACUAGAAAUGAAAAAGAAGCUGAUACCAUGGAUAAGUGGGAUGAAGAAAAAUUGAGAAGUGUUAUUUUAUCCAAGCAUGGUAAUCCAAAGACCACCACCGAUAAGGUUUGUAAAUACUUCAUCGAAGCUGUCGAAAACGGUAAAUAUGGUUGGUUUUGGAUCUGUCCAAAUAAUGGUGAUAAGUGUAUGUAUAAGCAUUCCUUACCAGAAGGUUUUGUGCUGAAGACUAAGGAACAGAAAAGAUUGGAAAGAGAAGCAUUUGAAAACCAACCAAAGAUUACAUUAGAAGAAUUUAUUGAAAAUGAGAGAGAUCAAUUAGAUAAAUCAAAAUUAACACCUAUUACUAUCGAAAACUUUGCUGAGUGGAAGAAAAAACAUAUAAUCGAAAAACUCAAUGCAGAAAAAGCUAAUAAGGAAAAGAGGAAAUUAUCUGGUCGUGAAGUUAUCUUGAAUUUAUCAAGUGCCAAUACCAAUUUUGCUGAAAAUGAUAUUACUGAAUUAACAGAAGGUUCUGCUUGGGAUUUGACUGAAUUUACAGAUGCUUUACAUGAAGCUGAGCAUAAAGAUGAUGAUGGCAUUAAAGAUUACGGUGAUGGUAGUAACCCAACUUUUGAGAUUAAGAAAAAGUUGGCAAAUGAAGUAACAGCAUAA